AAAAUGCACAUUUGAUUUUUCUCAAUCAGUGCAAGAUGGUAUCAUAUACUUAAGAAUUCCCAUCCCUUCAACGGUUUCCGUUGCAGAACCAAGGUUUCCAGGUGAAGAGCUAUCAUAAAGUUUUGAAGGGUGGCAUAGAUUUUCCUUGAGAGAAGUAUAUGGAAAGUCAGGAUCACCACUGUAGCAUAAUUUUUCUAUUAUCAAAAUUCUAUCCCAAUUACCUACUUAAAAGCAGAGGUGGUGGUUCAGUGUUCUUGGUUAAGCUACGUGGCACACUGCCAUUGCUAGGUGAACAAAUGGUCUGGCUGGGCUGGCGGGCCAAAUGAACUCUCACAGUUUCACAACCUGUCUCCCCUUAUGCCACCUUUUUUGUCAACCAGAAAGUUUCAAUGGGGGGUUUUUGACGUUUAGUGAGGUGGGGUGGGUGCUGGGAAAUGAGUAGAGGAGAGGACCCACAAGCAAAAGAAUAAAGUGUUAGAACUUAGAAUUCAAUACAAAAUCCACAAGGGGCCACAAGAUUCCAUCUUUUUGGUGGGUUUUUGAGGAAGGGCUAAAGGCAAAUAAGGGCAUGAGGGGGAAUAUCCUAUGGUGUCCAUUAAUUCUUCUUUGGUGACUAUGCAUUCACGGGUAUUGCGUAUCUUAAGUGAUCUGUGAUUCAUCAGAUUCUAAAGCCUCUUUUUUCAGAGAAUAGUUUGGCUACCCAUCAGUGAAUAGCAGUCUGCAUUAUGAAGGAUUUUAAAGGUUCUAGCCAUAGAGGCCAAUAUCAUGGGAACUAUGCAGACGAAAGAAUUUGGGAUGGGGCUUGUAGUUCAGUGGAUGAAUGGACAGUUAUUGAGAAAGAAGAUCUUGAGUGUGCUGUGGCAAUGUCACUUUCAGAACAAGACCAAAAAGGGAAAAACGUGAUUGAUGAUGACUCUCAAUCAGAGGAUGAUGAACAUGUUUCUAAAGUUCAAUUGGUAGAAGAUGAACAACUUGCCAAAGCUCUUCAAGAAAGUUAUCCUUUGGAGGAAGAUGAACAGCUUGCCAAAACUCUUCAAGAAAGUUAUCCUUUGGUGGAAGAUGAACAGCUUGCCAAAGCUCUUCAAGAAAGUUAUCCUUUGGAGGAAGACAUACAACUUGUCAUAGAAAAUUAUCCUUCGGAGGAAGACGAACAAAUUGUCAUAGAAAGUUAUCCUUUCGAGGAAGACGAACAACUUGUCAUAGAAAAUUAUCCACUUGUCAUAGAAAAUUAUCCUUUGGAGGAAGACGAACAACUUGUCAUAGAAAAUUAUCCUUUGGAGGAUGACGAACAACUUGUCAUAGAAAGUUAUCUUUCGGAGGAAGAUGAACAACUUGUCAAUGCUCUUCAUGAAAGUUAUCCUUUGGAGGAAUAUGAACAACUUGCCAAAGCUCUUCAAGAAAGUUAUCCUUUGGAGGAAGAUGAACAACUUAUCAUAGAAAGUUAUCCUUUGGAGGAAGAUGAACAACUUGUCAAAGCUGUUCAUGAAAGUUAUCCUUUGGAGGAAGAUGAACAACUUGCCAAAGCUCUUCAAGAAAGUUAUCCUUUGGCGGAAGAUGAACAAUUUGCCAAGGCUCUUCAAGAAAGUUAUCCUUUGGAGGAAGAUGAACUACUUGCCAAAGCUCUUCACGAAAGUCUCUUGGAGUCUCCUCCCCGAUACGGAAUCUGUGCUGGCUGCAACACUGAGAUUAGCCAUGGGAAAAUUUUGUGCCGCAUGGAUGCUAUUUGGCAUGCAGAAUGUUUUCGUUGUCAUGCUUGCAAUCUACCCAUUAAGGAUCAUGAGUUUUCUACGUCAGGCAAGCACCGUUUUCACAAAUCCUGCCAUAAGAAGCAGCAUUCCCCAAUAUGUGAUGUUUGCAAGAAUUUUAUCCCAAAAAAUUCAGCAGGUCUUAUUGAGUGUAGGAAACGGCCUUUCUGGGAGCAGCAGUUCUGCCCCUCACAUGAACAUGACAGAACUCCUCUGUGUUGCAGCUGUGAAAGAAUGGAGACGAGGGACAGGAAAUAUCUAUUACUUGAUGAUGGUCGGAAGCUUUGUCUAGAGUGUCUAGACUCAGCAGUUAUGGAUACUAAUGAAUGCCAGCCUCUUUAUAUUGAAAUAAAAAAUUUCUUCGAAGGUUUACAUAUGAAAGUGGAGCAGGAAAUUCCAAUGCUCUUGGUUGAGAGACAAGCACUAAAUGUGGCCAUGGAUGGAGAAAAGAAUGGUCACCAUCACAUGCGUGAGACCAGAGGACUUUGUUUGUCAGAGGAACAGACGGUUACCACUAUCUCUAGGAGGCCAAAGAUGGUGGACAACCAAAUUAUAGACUUGAAAACUGAGCCUCGUAGGUUGAUCCGUAGGUGUGAAGUAACAGCAAUUCUUGUUUUGUAUGGCCUUCCUCGGUUGUUGACUGGGUCAAUCCUGGCUCAUGAGAUGAUGCAUGCGUGGCUCAGGCUUAAAGGUUACCCCAAUCUUAGUCCAAAGGUUGAAGAGGGUAUCUGCCAGGUCUUAGCUCAUAUGUGGAUGGAGUCUGAGAUCCUUUCAGCAUCUGGAAGUGAUGUUGCUUCAUCAUCGUCUUCUUCAUCACCCUCUUCUUCCUCGUCAUCAAAAAAGGGUAAACGAUCUGAGUUUGAGAAGAAACUUGGUGAGUUUUUCAAACACCAGAUCGAGACAGAUACAUCAUCAGCUUAUGGAGAUGGAUUUAGGGAAGGAAACGAGGCAGUGCUCAAAUAUGACCUGAAGACUACUCUUAAACAUAUUCAAAUGACAAAAAACUUUCCCGGUUGAUAUGUAAUAUUUUCCCUAUGGGUAAAAUUGAGGUACAGUCCUUAGGUGUUGUAUUUUAGGUUUUUUAAUUAAAUUCAAACACCUUCGUUGAAUUUAAUUGUCAUUAGACAAGAUAGCACUAAUUGUCGUAUGUUUGAAUUUAACUGGGGGCGUAAAGUAUAACGGUUAAGAAACUAUACCUAUGUUUUUCCCAUUCCCCAUGUGCUUCGUUGAGCACUUAUCAUACUUAGUUCAAUAGAACUAAAACCUAUUAUGAAUUCAGGAGACAAAAAUAAACAAUAGAAAUGUUUGUGUGUAAUUGUUGUAA
Messenger RNA from Quercus lobata, 3069 nucleotides. Its product is annotated as protein DA1-related 1-like. Bases 726 to 2762 code for a protein of 678 amino acids. NCBI's taxonomy places the organism in Eukaryota, Viridiplantae, Streptophyta, Magnoliopsida, Fagales, Fagaceae. Gene Ontology annotation, molecular function: ubiquitin binding. The record is from RefSeq and is a predicted model, not a curated record. The transcript has 13 exons.